Messenger RNA from Adineta ricciae, 2958 nucleotides. Lineage: Eukaryota; Metazoa; Rotifera; Eurotatoria; Adinetida; Adinetidae. The record is from the annotation of a GenBank genome assembly.
AUGGCGAGCGACGAAACUAAGGCCAGAAUGACACCAGAGGAGGCGAUCAAAGAAAUACGAACGUUACAACUAAAACACAACUCAACAAUUCAAGACACACAAGAAGAAAUCCAGAAAAUUCACUCAGAAAUCACGGCAAGUAUCACCGAAACCAACAGAAAAAUGAGAAAAGAACUAGACGAUAUCAACGAGAAAUUUGCGUCUCAAAUAACAUUAGUUAAUGCACAACUUGAUAAAAACUUAUCAAAUUUUAAACAACAAUUAGCUGACUUCAUGGACGAACAAUUAAAAAAACUUAACAACGGACCAAGCAUGACACAAGAUGCAUCAAAUAGCCAACUAUCAAUAUUAAUACAAGAAAUAAAGGAAAUGAAGCCUAACAUAGCUGAAAUAAAAAACGCACAGUCGAAUGAUGAUCACACGCAACAGAUGGAUACGCAUCCAAAUGGGGUAUUAUUCACCUCUGCACCCAAGCAAUUCCAACAGGAUCACAACACUCCAUCAUCAUCACUUAACAACGAUACUGCAUCUAUGCAUUCAAACUCAUUGAUAAUGAACAAUAGUAGACCACAAACAAUUUUUCUUCCCACGACAACAAGCGCACCUGUUUUUCACGACACAGCGCUAGAUUGGUAUUGCCAAUUGCGCAGUUGCAAUUGUUUACCAAGAACAUGGUCAGGCUUUAAACAAGCAUUUGUCAAGCAAUUUAAUUCUCCGAUUAGAAUCGCACAGCAAAACCAAGAAUGGAAAGAAUGCAAGCAGAACCAAGAUGAAACUAUCAAUGAAUUUAUCAUACGCUUACGAGCCCUGUGGGUCGAACAAUUUCCUCAGGAAACAGAAGCUGAUUUAAUCAAACAUCUUUUCUGCAAAAUGAGUCCUGACAUAUUAAACAUUAUGGGAUGUCCAAGAAGUAGCUCUCUACAAGAAAUUCUGGCCGAAGCACAGCGAGUCGAAGAAAUCCUCUAUCAUCGGCAGAAACAAAAUAAUACAGGUAAACGAACAUUUACCAAUUCUAAGUAUAACAAUAAUAAUAAUAACUAUUAUAAAAACAACAAUGUAAAAUCCAAAACAAACGAAUCAUCACAAACCAAUAGCAAUACCUCAAAUAAAAAUACGCGUCAGCAAAAUCAGGAAAGUCAGCAACAAAUACUCUGUUAUCAUUGUGGCAAAGCCAACCACCGUUCAAGCAACUGUUGGAGUCUUCGGAGGACGGGCCGACGAGACUCCACAAAACAAUCAACCAACUGCACCCGUCUCACACCAAAACUUUACACAAUUCAAAAUUCAACUACAAAUACACUCAAUAUUCAAGGUAAUGUAGGUGGAAUUCCAACCUCCAUGCUUGUCGACACCGGAUCAUCAUUAACACUUAUCAAUUCAUAUUUAUUAUCACAACUUGAUGCACAUAUUAGGAAAGAUGUUCGACCACCACCAAAAGAUAUCUAUUUACAAUUAGCUGACCGAUCACCAUUAGACAUAAGUCACACAUUAAGACUACCUAUCACGAUUGACAACAUUACACAUUAUUAUAACGUUUACGUCGUUCCUAAUCUUGAACGCCGUUGCAUAAUAGGAAACAACUUUAUUAAACACAAAGACCUACAAAUUGACGGAGGACAACAACGCGUAUAUUAUAAACGAUCACUGGCGACAAAAAACCAGCACUCACAAACUCCUGUCAAUGAACAAAAAGGAAUCAAUCAAACUGAGUCAAAGACGGGCGAACCUGAAAAAAUAGACCAAGCUCAACAGACGAAUAGCGAAACCGAAAACAUCGUUAAAAAACAACCAACGGUCAUUAAAUCAGCAAAAGUCAACAACUCUACGUACAUAUUACGAGCCACUGAGAAGGUUACAAUUCCACCGUACCAUGUAUGCAAUAUUACUGUCAGCCCGACUGUUCCAUUCGCAUCUACAGAAGAUAAUGAAGACGAGGAAUAUGAACUGUACACAUAUACUCGUCAUAACCGAGAAAACCAAAAAACACCAUACAUUGCAAAUGGAAUUAUCUCACCAAAAGAAUAUCUUCAAAUUCAAACUGCGAACCUAUCCAAAGCAACAAUUCAUAUUGCUGCAGGUCAGAAGCUCGCGGUGAUGUCACGAAUGAACUCACAACAGCUAAACGCAAUCAAUCAUCUAACAAUAUCUGGCGAACAACACGAGACAGCGGCAAAUGAAGGUAACCACAAUGUUGAUCUUUCUAAUACAGAACUGACAAAUGACCAAAAAGAGAGAUUGGAAGAAUUACUGAAAGCAUACCCGGAUGUAUUUACGGACAAACCCGGGAAAACAACAAAAUUGAAACACGAAAUACAUAUUAAAGAAGGUACUCGGCCGAUCAAUGCGCCACCUUAUCGAUGUGCUCCAAAUCGACGACAAAUUAUUGAAGACAAUAUCAAUGAAAUGUUGAAGGACAAAGUAAUUACUCCAUCUAACAGUCCAUGGGCAUCUCCUGUAGUAUUAGCGCCAAAGAAAGACGGCUCGUUGCGUUUCUGCAUCGACUAUCGCAAACUCAAUGCCGUUACGGUAAGAGAUGCUUAUCCAAUUCCAAGAGUGGACGAUACACUCGAUGCCCUUGACGAAGCAAAAUUUAUUUCUACGCUCGAUCUUAGAUCGGGGUACUGGCAAGUAGAAAUGGACCCUGUAAGUCAAGCGAUGACGGCAUUUAUUAGUCACAAAGGUCUUUACGAAUUCAACGUUAUGCCAUAUGGCUUGAUGAAUGCACCUGCUACAUUUCAACGCCUUAUGGACAUUGUUCUCGCCGGCCUCAAAUGGAAAUGCUGUCUGGUUUACAUCAACGAUGUUAUUAUAUACUCCACUAAUUUCAACCAACAUAUUAAUGAUUUGACUGAAGUUUUCGAUGCGCUGCGAAAUGCAAAUUUAACUUUGAAAGCAUCCAAAUGUCAUUUUUGCCGCAAGGAAAUUAAGUAUUUAGGUCAUGUGAUAACGACACAAUGA